Molecule: messenger RNA, 1745 nt
Organism: Selaginella moellendorffii
Lineage: Eukaryota; Viridiplantae; Streptophyta; Lycopodiopsida; Selaginellales; Selaginellaceae
Product: diacylglycerol kinase 7
Exons: 11
Coding region: 187-1611 (474 amino acids)
Molecular function (GO): ATP-dependent diacylglycerol kinase activity
Source: RefSeq, a predicted model, not a curated record
AGAAGAAUUUACUACGAUGGAAUCUCCUCUGGGAAUAUUUUCGUCCACUCUUGCUGGCUGUGCGGGCAGCGCUGCUUCGCAAUGAGGGAUUGUAGCGAUAGAUAGCAGCAGCUCUUCUUCAUCGAUAUUUCGGGCAAUCUGGGGUAAGAUCGUCGCCUCUUGGCGCAGCGAUCGCGCUAGCGCGCCAUGGAUUCCAAUGGAUCGGCGCCAUCGGGCGCGGGGCAUGGCGGUAAGGGGAUCUUGGACCUCAUCGUCCCCAAGAAGAAGGGCAGGACGGUGCUGCUCAAGGGCCGGGUCUUGAUCCCCGAGUAUCUCCGCAAGGCGAUGUGCAAUGCCGUGGCUACCAGCGGCGGUGGCUAUGUCGAGGGCGCCAGUGCUUUGAGCGAUCGGCAAGAGGAUCACGCAGCCCCUUCCAGCCCGCUCAUUGUGUUCGUCAAUUCCAAGAGUGGUGGCCGCCUUGGGCCUGCCCUUGCCGGCCAUUUGAGAGAUCUCAUCAGUCCAGAACAGGUGUUUGAUCUCAACGAGACAAAACCAACAGAUUUCGUUCGUCAUGGUUUGGGGUGCCUGGAUGCUCUUGCGGAAAACGGCGAUCAAUGCGCAAGGCUCACACGAGAACGUCUUCGAAUUCUCGUUGCUGGAGGCGAUGGCACCGUGGGCUGGGUCCUUGGAAGCCUGGCAGAGCUUCACUUGGAGCAUCGUGGACCGUGUCCUCCCGUUGGGGUUAUUCCGCUUGGAACUGGCAAUGAUCUCGCACGGAGCUUUGGAUGGGGUGCUUCUUUUACGUCCAAAGGAAGAGCUGCCGUUAAGGACUGGCUCUUGAAAGCAACGGAUGGCUCAACUCCUCAACCUUUAGACUGUUGGAAAGUGAGCAUUAGAACGUCCACCGAAAAACCUAUAAAGUGGCCGCACGCAUUGAAACCGCAGCAACAUAUACCUCUUUCCACCGAGGGAGAACAGGACGAAUACUCAGCGUCGUUUGAAGGAGUCUUCUACAAUUAUUUUAGCUUAGGAAUGGAUGCGCAAGUUGCAUACGGAUUCCAUGAGCUGCGGAAUAGAAUGCCGUGGCUUGCUCGAGGACCGAUUGCUAACAAGAUGAUUUACUCGGGGUAUAGUUGCUGGCAAGGCUGGUUUUGCACUUCAUUAUCUACUAAUCCUCGGGCGCGAGGCGUGAGCACCGUUCUUCGUCUGUCCGUGAGGAAGAAACACGGAGACGACGGGUGGGAAGAAGUUGAUGUUCCGUCGAGCGUUCGAGCAGUGGUGAUACUGAACUUGCAGAGCUAUGCCGGCGGAAGAAACCCGUGGGGACAUCCAAAGCCGGAGAAUAUGCAAAAGAAAGGAUUUGUCGAGGCCAAGCCCAACGAUGGAUAUCUGGAAAUCUUUGGCUUGCGAGAUGGCUGGCACACGUCUCUGGUGAUGGUCAGCCUCCUUAAAGCUGUUCGUCUUGCUCAGGCUCAAGCUAUCCGGCUGGAGCUCCAUGGCGAGAAACGCGAUCGAGCUUAUAUGCAGCUGGAUGGAGAGCCGUGGAAGCAUCCGCUAGACCCGAAUGGGAAGCCUGUGAUUGUAGAGAUUGGCAGGGUUUCCAUUCCAUCCACAAUGCUUAAGGCUACGUGAUAAGUGUUGCAAGCUUUACUGAUUCUUAGUCGCUGGGAGGGCGCCAUCUUUCCUUCGAUAACGUCAAUAGCUAUAAACUGGUUUAUUCUGGUAUAUAAUUCAUAAUUUAGAUCAUUAAAUCGCAAUGUUAAAUA